GUCAUUACAAUCUUCAAGAAAAACCCAGCAGGAAGAACAGUUCUUGGCAUUAAAUUUAGCCUUGUUUUCACUUUUGACAGUCUGACCUUAGCAUUAGCUCUUUAUUUUUUAAAGAAAUACAAGCCUAAGCACAGAACAUAAUACCUUCAACAGUGAGGGAGGCUGGGUCAUUUUUUCUUUCUUUUUUUGGGUUAAUUUAGUCAUCAGAUACUGAGAAUGGCGUCUCCAUGGACACCAGACCUGCUCCUGGUUUGCGAGCGUUACUCAGCGUUUUUCAGCAGUUUCUGCUGUCACUCCUCCGUGUCUGUAUCUGUGGUUGAGGAGCAGAGGGUGGGAGAAUGGGGAAGGAAGGAGCAGAGAGAGGAAGAGAAACAUGUGCUAUGAAAAUCUUUACACUGGAGCAAUGGGCCCGAGUUCAUCGCCGGAAAGCUUUCUGAUGUUCCUCUGGAUUUCAGGGAUCUGUGGUGGACUGGCCCAGGCUGAGCUCAUGAAAAAAGAUAACUGCACCAACUACGAGCUCGUGUUUGAACGGGUGUUCUCUGUCCCCGGGGACGCGGCCAUGCUGAACAGCACCCUGCUGUCUCCGGACGUCUUUGACUUCACCGCCGUCCCGUUCAACAUCACCUGGUUCAGCGCAAAGACUGGACAGGAGAUGAGAAAUGAGGCGGGCCGGAUUCUGGUGCUCCAGGAGACGCUUUGGUUCCUCAGCACCACGAUGGACGACGAUGGGGAAUACCUCGCCAUAGUGCGAACUCCUUCUCAGUGCUACAUGCAGUCCACUAUACUGGUGAUAACUCUGCCAAAGGACGGAGAGUGUGGAAGGCCACUGAAAGCAUAUACACCUCUCACAAAAGGCACGGCUGAUAAAGUGAACUGCCUUCUGGGGGGUUAUGUUGCGAAACUGGACAGCUACGGCAUCAGCUCCUCUGUCAAGUGGUACAAAGGCUGUGAUCCCGUACUGGAGGACUCAGGCAGCCAAAUCAUCCAGGACAGGAACAAGCUGGCCUUCCACAGCGUGAAAACUGAAGACGACGGCAUUUAUACCUGCACUCUGACCUUUACCCUUGAUGGGGUGACAGUAACCGUGUCGGAGACCACCGAAGCAAAGGUCAAUGAUAACUACUUCCUCGUUCCACAAGUUCAUGAGCCGGAAAAGGAAAUUAUCAAGGAGGCCAUAGGGUCAAAUUUCACAAAGAGGUGUCUGGUGUUUGUGCCCGGUUCUGGGACGCCGUCCGUUAACGUCAUUUGGUUGGUCGAAAAUAAGGUCAUGUUUGAUUCUGAGCCGUCUGAACGCGUCUACACAUCAAAUCUGCGUUCGUGGACCCAAGAUGAACCAAAGGGUGUGUGGUUAGAACGGCUGCUUCUCUUCGCCGAACUGAAGGACGAGGAUUUCUACCUCAACUACACCUGCAGGGUCUUCAGUCCCCGAGGCUAUCCGGACGGAUAUUUUACUUUGUUACCAACUGAUCCGAACAUCAUCCUUCCCAUCGGAUUAGUGUUUGGUGGAGUGACUGUUCUCUUCGUCGUCAGCGUCGCCGUCUACUACGCCUUCAGGAUAGACAUUGUGCUGUGCUUCAGGAGAGCGUUUCCAGUCCUUUACACAAACAAAGAUCUUGAUGGCAAGCUGUAUGAUGCCUAUGUGGCUUACCCCAGUCCUGGUGCCUUUGGGUUCAGUGAAGAGGUGGAGAAGUUCGCCCUGCAGACAUUGCCUGAAGUGUUGGAACAGGCCUGUGGCUACAAACUGUUCAUAGCGGGCCGUGACUGCCUGCCGGGGCAGGCCGUUGUGGACUCUGUGGACGAGAACCUUCAGGCUAGUCGUCGUGUUCUCCUGCUCUACACCGCUUCCACUUUCAUCAAAAAGAGGCACACGAACAGCACCAGCAGUAACAACAACAAUAUUACGAAGGUUGGCGAGGAGGCUGAUCAAAUCCAAAGUGGGACCAGUGAGGGCAAUGGCGGCGUGGGUUUUGGUGGUGACGAUAAGGCGUUUUCGGACACAAGGCAGCAUCUGGAAUGUGUGGCAUCCAUGAACAGAGCGCUGCUGGAGGGCUCCUUAAAGGUCAUUCUGGUGGAACUGGAGGAGAUCACCCCGGCCCAGCUGGCCCUCUUCCCUGAGUCGGUUCGCCACCUGAGGAAGAAACAGGGCGCCGUGUGCUGGUGGAAGGUUCUCCAAACCAGGCAACAAUGGAGGGCAUGGAGAGAGGACGAGGAAAGACGUGGAAAGGACUCACAAGUGUCACCGUCCCUCUCUCCUCGCUCCAGGUUUUGGAAAGAAAUUAGGUAUCAUAUGCCAGUUAGAGGCAAGAGGGCAGUUUAUCCAGAGAAAACUGCCUUGUUGAACAUAUGACCCAAACGGUCAGAGGACAUUUAUGCCACUUCUUGCCAGUUAAGGCUCCAGUGUUGUGCAACAUGUAGUGAAAUCGAAGAAACCUCAAAACCAUCUGAUGUGUACAGCAUGACAGCCAUUCCUGAAAACAAGUGUUGGAAUUAUUUUCUAAGUGUUUAUGUAAAUUUGUGUAAAUACAGUUGUAAAAGUUAUGGAAAUAUUUGUACAUAUUUGGUCUUGUUUUUAAGGUUGUAUAGAGAAAAUGAAAGCUGUGAGUUUUUUUGCGCACGAAAAAUGGAAAUAUAAGCCAUUUGCAAAACAGUGAAAUGAUUCUCCAUCAAACGUUUUUAUACAUAUUUUGGCAUUAAACAUUGUUUUAAAGGUUUUUAAAUAAAAGAGAAGUUUAUCAAAAAGAAACGCAACAAUUAUUCCCUUGUUAACUUGUUUGUGAAUAAAGAUAUGAAAGCGA
Xiphophorus maculatus (southern platyfish) is the source of this 2795-nucleotide messenger RNA. RefSeq names its product interleukin-1 receptor-like 1. Lineage: Eukaryota; Metazoa; Chordata; Actinopteri; Cyprinodontiformes; Poeciliidae. Gene Ontology annotation, molecular function: interleukin-1 receptor activity. Gene Ontology annotation, biological process: signal transduction. The record is from RefSeq and is a predicted model, not a curated record. Bases 374 to 2347 code for a protein of 657 amino acids. The transcript is spliced from 12 exons.